GAGGAGGAGGCGGCUCGUUUCCUAUUUCCGGUAGAGGGGGUGGAGGCGCUUUCUGAGGCUGGUGAUGGGGUCUUUCUCUUCCUCCUCCUCCAAGUGCGAGAGAGGGACUGUGCACGGAAAGGCGUCUGGGCAGGGUGGACCACCUCUGCUUUGUAACUUUUGAGUAAAUCGGCUCCUAAGGCAGUAGAACAGAAUGGGAAAGGAGGCGAUGUUCUAAUAAUCUUCGAUUCACGGGUCUUGUUGAGAGUCUCCUCCGGUUCGGUAUAAGCUCGGUCUCGUUACUCAGUCGCCCAGAAAUCAUAACGUCUAAGAUUACUGCAUAUUCUCUUAUAAUUCAAUUAUUGCAGAUCACUCUGUUCUCCUACUGACCUUACCGCUUCCCUCUUUUUUUGUGCCCUCCAGCCUAAAUGAUGUCACAAAUAUUGCCUAAUUGAUCAGAAUCUGUCUGGAUUUCUGCUGUACUCAAGUUUUAGUGUAAACUCAGUUCAAAGAAGAAACUAUGCAGCGAAGGCCCAAAGCAUUAAAUACUGGAGUGCUUUUGCUCCUUUCUCAGCUUUAUCAAGUUGGGUUUCACAACAUUCCACCUGUCACGCUUGCAACCUUGGCAGUGAACAUUUUCUUUUUUCUACGACCCCUGAAACCUCUGGACGAAGCAUGUAUUAGUGUCAAUCGGUGUCUUUACAAAAAGGACUGGCAUCGUUUGUAUCUUUCAGCAUUUCACCAUGCAGAUGACUGGCAUCUAUAUUUUAAUAUGGCCUCCUUGCUUUGGAAAGGAAUUAAAUUGGAGAACAGACUUGGAACUAAGUGGUUUGGAUAUAUAAUUGCACUGUUUUCACUACUUGUGGGAGCUGUAUACCUAUUUCUGGAAGCUAUACUGGCCGAACUUCUUGGUGAUCCUUUAUAUGAACAUCACUGUGCUGUUGGUUUUUCUGGAGUGCUAUUUGCUUUGAAAGUUCUUAAUAACUAUUACCAUCCAGGGGGAUCAACCAAUAUUAUGGGCCUGAAUGUAUCUAAUAAAUACUCUUGUUGGUUGGAACUUCUAGCAAUCCAUAUAUUAAACCCACGGAGUUCUUUUGCAGGACAUCUGGCAGGUAUUCUUGUUGGCCUAAUGUACACUAUGGGACCCCUAAAGAUUUUCAUGACAGCAUGUGCAGGUGGCUAUGUAUUUCCAACUGGCUUUUCAGAACAAAGGAACAAUUACAGAACAGGGAAUUUUAGAUACUCAGGUAAUCCAUCCUAUCGAGCAAACAACUAUGAUACGUAUACUGGUGGACUCACUGAAGAAGAACAAUUGGAAAGAGCAGUAAAUAAUAGCUUGAGAGAAAGAGGCAGCAAUACAAGGCAUUACACCAGCGAAAGGAGGCCAUAUGGCUUCUGGCUUUCACCAGAAGAACUAUCAGUUGAGGAACUCAGAAGGCAAAGACUUAAUAGAUUGGAGAGGUGGCAGUAGUCUUAAAGUAUAUAUAUAUAUAAAGGGCUCUUCCCAGCUGUCAAAACAUGAUGAAUAUUGUUCAUUUAAGCCAUUUCAAUUUCACAAAAUAUAUUUCAUGGAGGCUAUCUGAAGCUAUUUGUGAGUGAAAAAGAUGAACGUGUUUGGCUCAUAUACUACCAAAUUUAAAACUGAAAUGCAAACUAAACAUCUUAAAAAUUCACCACACCAUUUAAAAUUCUAUCGCUACCGUGUGUGUGUGUGUCUUUAUAUAUAUAUAUAUACACACACAAACACACAUGCACAUAUACUUUACUAACUUGAAUAAAAGUUUACAGAAUGAAAAUUAGGAUUAAACAUAAUUUGGUCAGGUCAUUGAAAUGUGUGACCUAUGAUUAUAGCACUUUUAUGAUCUCCAGAAAUUACUGAAAUUGAAGAUAAAUGUUUUUCUACAAGUUGCACAUUUAAUAUGACAAUAUCCUACAAUUUUUAGUAUAGAUGAAGCAAUGGCGUAACAUGAUCAUGUAGCUAUAAUUGUAGCUAAUUAUUUUUGUAUACAAGGAGAUGUAUUUGUAUUUUUCUAUUAUGCUAAAGAAACUGAAGUUUGAAAACUUUGAAUUCUUCCUUCAGUUUCAUUUGAAAUAAAUUUUGGAAUUCACAUUAAUUAAUUUGGAUGCAGUCCAUUAAGCCUUAUUAAUUUUAUUUUAUAAGAAACAGCAACAGUAUAGCUUACUACAUUUUAGCUAUGAUGAAUUUGUAAAUAUAAAUUAUUUUGAUGUCUAUCUUAUAUAUUACAACUAAUAUUUUGUGGAGGGGGGGAAAGCAAAUUGGGAGCUUUGCCACAGCCAUAAAAUAUUCCAUGUAAUUAUUUAUCAUCAGACAUUAUGAUUUGUGACUUAACUUCUUUUAAUUUUUUAAAAAACUCCCCACUUCACAUUUCAGUUUAUAUGAAGUAUUUUUUCUUAAACCAUUGUAAUAUUUUCUACUUGAGACCACCCAGUGCCUUCCCCAAUAAAGUGUAUAUUAAAAAUCAUAAGUUUAAGUUUUUUGAAUAUUUUUUGAACUUUUAUAAUAUUUUCAAUGUUCAUAGUAUUGUUUUCUCCAUACUUUGUUAAUGAACCAUCAAUGAGCUGCAACUGAGCUCUGUUGUUGCAACCUGGUUAUUUACAUCUUAUUUAGUGUCUAAGGCAGAUUAUCUCAUGCUGAUUUUGAGCUUCAGAACAGGCACCAGAAUUGAUCAUGGCUCUUCCACAAUAUGCUUCAAGAUAUGCACAGAGGCUAUACUUUUGGGCAGUGAGCUUUGGGCUCAUGGAGGAACACCUUACAGAGAAGCAAUGAGAUGUGAAUGAAUUUCCUCAAUGCUUCCCAGUGUCCAUUGUGUUUCUAGAUUUUAACAUCAGACAAAAAGUUUGUCUGAUUAAAACUCAAAUUGCAUUAUUUUAAAAGCAAUACAAUUCUUAAAAAAAACCUUGAGUCCUAAUUAAGGCAUUUUAAUUUUAAGUAUAAAAUAGGAAGUAUAUUGAGUAUUGCUAGAUUUUCAGUUUGAAAUUAAACUGAAAAACAGCCAUGAAAUACUUUGUAUUUAAAGUAGGAGAUAGUACUUCAGUAACUGCCUAUGCACUGAUUGUUGAAGUUACCAUGGGAACAGUACAUUUCUCAUGAUAUUGGUGUAUAAGGCUAGAAUAAAUUGUCAAAACUGCACAAACAUCCAGGGUGACUCCAUUUUGCAUGAAAACAAUAUGCAGGAUUUUUUUUUACAUUUGUUGUGAGAUACAAGUUUAUUUCAUGCCUUUGUAUUGCUACUGUUUUGCAAAAUAAAGUUCAGGAAUUUAUUCCUCCCUACCCUCCGACAAAAUGUUAUAUGAAAGUUCUAUGAGUUGAAUGGCUUACUGUUAAUUGGUGAUAAUGCAUUUAAUAAAGUGGAUAUAUUAUCAAUUGA
This is a messenger RNA of Thamnophis sirtalis, 3368 nucleotides long. RefSeq names its product rhomboid domain containing 1 (gene RHBDD1). Gene Ontology annotation, biological process: negative regulation of apoptotic process; cellular response to unfolded protein. Lineage: Eukaryota; Metazoa; Chordata; Lepidosauria; Squamata; Natricidae. Gene Ontology annotation, cellular component: membrane; endoplasmic reticulum. Gene Ontology annotation, molecular function: serine-type endopeptidase activity. The record is from RefSeq and is a predicted model, not a curated record.